AUGGAUAUGGUACAAAGAAACGCGGACGAUCUGGCGACUGCGCCCAUCAACCCGCCGCUUCCCCAGGCGGCUGGCUAUGUGGUGGUGAUUGUGAUUGGCUUUCUGAUUGCGCUUGUCAUGAUUGCCACGACGAGAUUGCUGCGCCGAACUCUCGGCGAAGACAACACAAAGACGGAAAUGUUCAUGACGGCCAACCGCAGCGUUGGGACAGGUCUAACAGCCUCAGCCGUCAUCUCGUCUUGGCUUUGGAGUACGGCUGUCUUGGGCAGUGCUUUUGUAGGCUACAAUUUUGGUGUUGCUGGUCCUUUCUGGUUUGCUGCUGGAUGCUCGCCCAUGAUUGUCUUCUUCUCAGUCCUCGGCAUCGCCUGCAAGCUUCGCGUCCCCGAGGCGCAUACGCUGCUUGAGAUUGUUCGCAUUCGCUACGGAAAGGUCGGUCAUGUAGUAUGGAUUGUUCUCUGCUUGAUCAACAACAUCAUUGCUAUUGCCAACAUGCUGCUCGGUGCGAGUGCCACCAUCUCCGCGCUAACUGGAAUGCACAUCAUUGCGGCAACUUUUCUUCUUCCCGUCGGUGUCGUCUUGUACACGUUUGUGGGCGGCAUCAAGGCAACUUUCUUGACCGACUACUUCCACACCUUUGUCAUCACCAUUGUCGUCUGCUUCUUCACAAUAAAGGCCUUUACCGUACCCGAAAUUGGAUCUAUUGGCGGUCUCUACGACAUCAUGGUCAAGUUGGCCGCUACACAGCCUGUUGAGGGAAACGCUGGAGGCUCAUACCUCACCAUGACAAGCAAGAAUGCUAUCCUCUUUGGAAUCAUCCAUACUCUCUCCAACUUUGGUCUUGUCAUCAUGGACACCGGUUUCUUCGUCAAGGCCUUCUCCGCAACGCCGCACGCCGUCGUCCCGGGAUACAUUGUCGGUGGAAUCGCAUAUUUCGCCAUCCCCUGGGCGUUCGGGACAAUUAUGAGCUUUUCUGCUCUCAGUCUUGAGCACACGUCCAAAUUCAUCACGUUCCCUCGCCGUCUCACGCCUACAGAGGUAUCCAAUGGCUUGGUCCUGCCGUAUGCCGCUGUCGCCAUUGCUGGUAAAGGCGGUGCCAUUGCCAUCCUGCUCAUCGUCUUCAUGGCUGUCACAUCGACGAUUUCGGCGCAGGUUAUUUCCGUCUCCUCCAUUGUCAGUUUCGACAUCUAUCGCCAGUACAUCAAUCCCAACGCGACUGACAAGGACGUUAUUCGAUGGAGCCAUAUCGGCGUGGUUGGUUUCGGCAUCUUUGCGGCAGCCUUUUCUACUGCUCUACACUACGGAAACGUCGACCUUGGAUGGACGCUCUACAUGUUGGGCGUCUUGACGUGCCCUGGCAUCCUCCCGACAGUAUUUACUAUUCUCUGGAAGCGUCAAUCCAAGGUGGCUGCCAUCGUCAGCCCGCUACUUGGUAUGGCAACUGGCAUCAGCGUUUGGCUAGGCACUGCCCACGCGUUGUACGGUGAAGUCAGCGUGACCACUACAGGACAAACUCUUCCUUGUGUGUACGGUACUGUAGCCUCGGCCUUUAGCCCGGGUGUAUUCUCUAUUGUCAUCUCCCUGAUCAAGCCCGCCAACUACGACUGGCGAGACUUCCGCAAGGAGAAGCUCACGUUUGGAACUACUAGCGACAGCAGCUCGGAUGACGACGUACAAGCAAAGUCCCACGAAGAAAACAUCAAUCGAUAUGUUAUCGACAAGGGUCAGUUGAAGAGAUUGCUCACCAUCUCUGGAGCGUGGGCGGCUGCCACAUUCCUCGGACAUUGGGUUCUUUGGCCGCUACCUAUGUACGCAUCGAAUUACAUUUUUGGUAAGGGUUUCUUUGUCGCCUGGGUGGUUGUGGCGAUUAUCUGGGUCUGGGGCACUAUGUUGGUUGCUGGCUUCUAUCCCAUCGUUGAUGGCCGAAAACAAAUUCUGCGCAUAUUUGCUAAUAUCCCAAAGAGUGUACGAUAG
[Torrubiella] hemipterigena is the source of this 1971-nucleotide messenger RNA. The record is from the annotation of a GenBank genome assembly. Lineage: Eukaryota; Fungi; Ascomycota; Sordariomycetes; Hypocreales; Clavicipitaceae.